Messenger RNA from Penicillium alfredii, 1620 nucleotides. RefSeq names its product putative MFS multidrug transporter. NCBI's taxonomy places the organism in Eukaryota, Fungi, Ascomycota, Eurotiomycetes, Eurotiales, Aspergillaceae. The record is from RefSeq and is a predicted model, not a curated record. Gene Ontology annotation, biological process: transmembrane transport. Gene Ontology annotation, molecular function: transmembrane transporter activity. The coding region runs from base 1 to 1620 and encodes 539 amino acids. Gene Ontology annotation, cellular component: membrane. The transcript is spliced from 3 exons.
AUGCAUUCGGAUAUUCGUCAACAAUCCCCAGAUCGUGGGGUGGAGGUUAUAGAAAAACAUGGCGACUUGGAAAUGGGUUCUCCCUGCACACUUCAGAGUCCCGAGCCCAUGGAGAAUCCCACAGACACUCUGGAUCUUGAAAAACUUGGGCGAGAGCGACCAGCAUGUUUCUCAAAUCUAUGGACAGAACUAGCAUUUUGCUUUUCCAUCGUGAUGUCCCAAAUCCUGGCUGAAUACUUCAUCUCAGGGUCGAAUGUGCUGUUACCCACACUGGUCAAGGAACUCCAUAUCCCUGAAGCAUCCACAAUAUGGCCAUCAACCGCAUUAUCGCUCGUCGUCACCUCAACUCUCCUCAUCUUCGGCCGUCUGACAGACAUGCUCGGCGGAUUCGCCCUCUACAAUGCGGGAGCAAUCUGGCUGACCAUCUCCUCGAUCCUGACCGGUGUUUCGCAGUCAUGGCUAAUGUUGCUCAUUUGCCGCGCGCUGCAGGGACUCGCGCUGGCAGCCUUUCUGCCGUCCGGGAUCAUGAUUCUCGGCAGCACAUACCGACCCGGCCCUCGCAAGAACCUGGUGUUUAGUGUGUAUGGCGCAUGCGCAGCGCUAGGAUUCUUUGCGGGUAUUUUCUUUUCGGGACUGUGCAGUCAGUUCCUCAGCUGGAGAUGGUAUUUCUUCAUCGGGGCGAUCCUGUCUGCUAUUACUGCGGUCUCGUCGUUCUUUUCGAUUCCUCGCGACUACGCCGAAAAGCGAAAACUGGGAAUCCGCAUGGACUGGGCUGGGUGUUGCCUCUCCGUACCGGGAGUCGUCUUGUUGGUGUUCGCCAUUGCGGAUAGUUCGUUUGCGCCGCAGCAGUGGAGAACGCCUUAUAUCCCGCUCUUCCUCAUCCUGGGAGUCAUUCUACUGGCGAUAUUUACUUAUGUUGAGGGGUGGGUCGUGGAGAAUCCUCUUCUCCCUGGUGACAUCUUCCGGGUGAAGUAUAUGACGCCCUUGGCAAUCGCCUUGCUGUUUUUGUAUGGCACCUUGGGGAUAUUCCUUCUCUAUGCUGUUCUCUACAUGUCCGACAUCAUGGGCGCCGGCCCCCUCCAAAUCGUGGCAUGGACCACCCCAAUGGCAGUUGGGGGUUUGAUUCUCUCUGUCGCCGGUGGGAUGAUAUUCCACAAGAUCUCAGGAACCAUCCUGAUGCUGAUUUCCUGCCUUGGAUAUGUGGGCUGCGGGCUAUUAUUCGUAGUGAUCCCCCUCGGUGGCAUGUACUGGAAGUAUGUAUUCCCUGCGAUGGUCUGCGGCACGAUCGGCAUCGACAUCAGCUUCAACCUUGCCAAUAUCUUCAUCACAACAAAUAUGCCCAAAUCAAGACAGGGGCUGGCGGGCGCCUUGAUUAACUGUACGCUUCAUCUGGGCAUUGCCCUGAUGCUUGGAUUCGCCGAUAUUGUUCAGACAUCGUUUCGCCACCUCGGUGUUCGGCAAGGAUACAAAGCAGUAUUUUGGUUCCAGUCGGGCUUGGCGAUAUUGGGACUGUUAACUGUUUUGUUCUUUGUGAGGAUCCAUCAUGCCAAGAGUGAGCUGACUAUGGACGAGCGACAGGCCUUGGAAUCGGAGGCCGACAAUAGAACGGGGGAGGUCUGA